AUGUCUGACGCGGAAAAAGACAUGGUUAAAAAAGAAAUUUCACCGAGUGGAGAAAGCGAUGCGUCAAGAAAACGAACUACCAUGAACUCUAAUAACAUCACAGAAGAAACCAUUGCAGUUCCUUCCUCUGUUGCCGAACCAAAAUCUAAACGAACUAAAACCGGUAACAAGAAAAUAGUUAAAAAAGAAUUAUCAAAUGAAGAGAUCAAUGAUAUAGUUACCAAAAUUGAAGUCGAUCAUGAUGGUGGCAAUAAAACGAAAGAUGAAAGUAAUAGUAAACCCAAAAGGAAGCUUGGAGCUUGGACACCCGAAGAAGAUAGAUUGUUACUGGAAUCAUUGGAAAAGAUUGCCGGAGAAGGCAAAUGGAAACGAGUUUCUGAAAUUAUGAAUAAUGGAAGAAAUAAUGAUAACUGCC
Messenger RNA from Racocetra fulgida, 415 nucleotides. NCBI's taxonomy places the organism in Eukaryota, Fungi, Glomeromycota, Glomeromycetes, Diversisporales, Gigasporaceae. The record is from the annotation of a GenBank genome assembly.